UGUUAAGCUCAAUUUUUUAGAUACAUUAUUAUACCUCAUGAAGUGAUUUGGAAUUUUCUGUAAACAUAAGAUUCACGGAUAUAGGAAUAUAUAUAUGGGAGAGACAAUAAUAGAAAAUGUAUAUUGUAUUGAAGUAGAAGAGAAAACCAACUAAGAAUGCAUCACAAGAGGGACCAUAACAAAAGUGAACAUUGUAAUAGAUACAAAGAAAAAUAAUGGCGUUUAAACCAAAAUUUGCUAGACCUCAAAAACCAAAAGUGCUUUUAAAAGCCUCCAAUCGUAUCCUUGACACCUCACAUCCUUAUACUUCUAAUCAACACAAAACUGACACGUGGCAACAUUAUUAUGCUUUCAGAAUCCAUUUCUCAACAAUCAUAUAAGCUUUUUUUAGUAUAAAUAAGAGAUGAUUCUUCCUAGACCAAUGUGCUAUGAGUCUUAUGUAUGUUAACAUUUUACCUUAGCUACUUUCUUCAAAUUCAUUCUCCUCCAAUUAUCUUUAUGAAACAGAUAAUUUUGUCUAUAUAUAUUGAAACAACAAUUUAGUACUAACAUUUUUGUUGUUUCAUAUUGUCACAUACAUAAACAUGGAUUUUAUUCAUGGAUUGUUUAUUCUAUGGAUUACCUUAAUACUUAUCAACCAUAAUUUGAAAAAUGUGGAAGGAAGGAGCCACUUUCACAAGGAAAAGAAAGUAACUUCCGCUAAUCCUUCCGAGUCUUCCAAUUCUUCCCCUAGUGUUCCUUCUGAUCCUUAUCCGAACGAUCCUCGCGACUCGUCUUCAGACUGUGUUUUCGAUGUGAGAGACUUUGGAGCGGUUGGAGAUGGUUUAGCUGAUGACACACCUGCAUUCAAGAAAGCAUGGAAAGAAGCUUGUGUUGUAGAGUCAGGGGUUAUGCUUGUUCCGGAAAAUUACACAUUUAAAAUCACUUCAGUUAUUUUUUCAGGUCCAUGCAAACCAGGAUUAGUAUUUCAAGUGGAUGGUGUGCUAAUAGCACCAGAUGGACCUGAUUCAUGGCCAGAAGCAGAUAGCAGAAAUCAAUGGCUAGUAUUCUAUAAACUUGACCAAAUGAGUCUUAAUGGUACAGGAACCAUAGAAGGCAAUGGAGAUCAAUGGUGGGAUCUUCCCUGCAAACCUCAUAGGGGUCCAGAUGGAAAAACUUUAUCAGGACCAUGUGGUAGUCCAGCUAUGAUUCGGUUCUUCAUGAGCUCCAAUUUGAUGGUGAGUGGACUGCAAAUUCAAAACAGUCCUCAAUUCCACAUGAAAUUUGAUGGCUGUCAAGGUGUAAUGAUUGAUAGGUUAUCCAUUUCUGCACCUAAACUUAGCCCAAACACUGAUGGAAUCCAUGUUGAAAACUCACAAGAUGUUGGGAUAUACAACUCCUUAAUAAGCAAUGGUGAUGAUUGUAUCUCAAUAGGACCCGGGACUUCAAAUAUUGAAAUAGCUGGUGUGACUUGUGGUCCUAGCCAUGGGAUUAGCAUUGGAAGCCUAGGUGUACACAACUCACAAGCAUGUGUGUCAAACUUAACAGUCCGUGACACGGUGAUAAGAGAAUCAGACAAUGGACUAAGAAUAAAGACAUGGCAAGGUGGAAUGGGAUCAGUGUCAAAUUUAAAAUUCGAGAACAUACAAAUGGAAAAUGUAGGAAACUGCAUCCUUAUAGACCAAUACUAUUGUUUGACAAAGGAAUGUCUAAACCAAACUUCAGCUGUUCAUGUGAAUGAUGUGUCCUAUAAAAACAUUAAGGGUACUUAUGAUGUUAGAACUGCUCCUAUUCAUUUUGCUUGCAGUGACACUGUUGCUUGCACAAACAUAACACUUUCUGAGGUUGAGCUUUUACCAUUUGAAGGUGAGUUGUUGGAUGACCCUUUUUGUUGGAAUGCGUAUGGUUUUCAAGAGACAUUGACUAUACCUCCAAUUGGUUGUUUAAGGGAAGGUGAACCUGAGGCUGUGGGUGAUCUUUCUACCUAUCAAUGUAGUAAUUAGUUAAUCAUAUUGCUCUAUAUUUGGUGUCUUAGGUACAAGAUAUAUUAUAGUGUUACAUAGGUAUAGAGUGUCUUAUAAUAUGAUAUCCAUUACAUGUUUUGAUGGUUUUGGUUUUGAUGUAUGCCUCUUAGGAUUCGUCCCUAUUUGGGUGUAUUUUCCCAUAGUGAGUGAUGAGAUUGUGAAUUGGUUCAAUUAUUUGGACCUAGAUUGUGACAACCUGAUUCAACAUUUAUAUAUAUUGUUGGCUGAAAUUGUUUACGUUUUUUCAAUACUAACAUGUAUGAAGUGGAUAGGCAUUUA
This is a messenger RNA of Vicia villosa (hairy vetch), 2282 nucleotides long. RefSeq names its product polygalacturonase At1g48100-like. The record is from RefSeq and is a predicted model, not a curated record. The coding region runs from base 585 to 1982 and encodes 465 amino acids. The transcript has 6 exons. Gene Ontology annotation, biological process: carbohydrate metabolic process. Lineage: Eukaryota; Viridiplantae; Streptophyta; Magnoliopsida; Fabales; Fabaceae. Gene Ontology annotation, molecular function: polygalacturonase activity.